AUGAUAAUAUCCAAAUCAUCAAUACUCGUCAUCUGGUUUACGUUUCUAGUGUCCAUAGUCAAUGGUUCACGAUACAUCAAAUCGUCGUCACUUUUGACAUGUAUGGAGAAUUCCCAGUUCACAGCUUCAUUUUUUGACGUGAUAUUCUAUCCCGGAAAUAAUACUGUUGAUUUCGAUGUUCUUGCCAUAUCCACUAUUGAUAAUAGAACAGUUGGGGUAAAUGUUAAUGUGAUCGCCUAUGGAUUAAAUGUCUUGCAGAGAAACAUUUCAUUGUGUGAUAUAUCGUACACUGGACUGACUGGUGCUCAAAACGAUCCAUUAUGUCCCAUUAAUAAUGGUCAUUUAGAUGUGCACUCGCUGUAUACGUUAGGUUCUUCUGUCACCAAAGAUAUUCCUGGCAUCGCCUACACCAUUCCUGAUUUGGAUGCCAGAGUUCGAGCAGUGAUUUAUGAUACACAAACAUACGAACAGUUGGCGUGUGUUGAGGCCACGUUAUCUAAUGGUAAAACUGUACAAACCAAGUAUGCAGGUUGGCCAAUUGCUGCUGUAUCUGGUCUUGGGGUUAUUACUUCAGGGGUAAUUUCUAUUAUUGGAUAUUCUAAUACAGCAGCACACAUUGCUUCCAACUCAAUGUCUCUAUUUGUUUACUUCCAGUCUUUGGCUGUUACAGCGAUGAUGGCAGUGGCUAGAACUCCGCCAUUAGCAGCUGCUUGGGCACAAAAUUUUAUGUGGUCAUUGGGUGUUGUGAGAGUUGGUUUUGUUCAAGACAUUGCAAAUUGGUACCUCCAAGCAACUGGAGGGACACCAACUGAUAUUUUAAAAUCAAGGUAUCUCUCAAUUUCGGUUCAAAAAUUUGUAAAGAAAUUUAUCAAACGUUCAGCCAUGGCAAUAGCUGAGCACUCGCCCGAGUUUGUGACACAUUUGACAAAACGAAUCAAUGUGCUGCUUGAUACAGAAUCUAUCGGUGCUUUGGAUUCCGAUUUGUAUACGACAAAUGAAAAAUCAGGCGAAUCGUCUGGGAAAAUUUUGGUGUUGAGAGGAAUUCAAAGAGUUGCCUACUUAUCAAAUAUUGAAAUUACAGACAUGUUUAUGACAAGCAUUCAGUUUCUUUUGUUUUUUGUUUUCGUUGUGUUGGUUUGUCUCAUGGCGUUUAAGGCAAUUAUUGAGAUUUUGGUGCGAAGCAAAAUUAUCAAAGAAGGGAAAUUUAAAGAGUACCGUCGACAAUGGGCAUCCAUUAUCAAAGGUACUAAUUACCGUAUAUUGAUGCUUGCCUUGCCACAAAUUGGAUUGUUUUGCAUUUGGGAGUUCACUGUGAGAGAUUCAGCGGGGAUUGUUGUUGUAGCAGUGUUUAUGUUGGCAGUUACAGCGAUAUUGUUGCUUCAAGCAGCUGUCAGAGUUUGUUUGUUGGGUACGAAAUCUGUCCGUGAAUAUAAAAACCCGGCAUAUUUGUUGUUUGGUGACAGAAAGUUUUUGAACAGGUUUGGAUUUCUUUAUUUCCAGUAUCGUGCUGACAAGUACUGGUAUAUAUUCGUGUCAACAACGUACAUUUUUCUUAAAUCGUUGAUUGUUGCGGUGCUACAGAAUCAUGGUAAACCCCAGUCAGUUAUUGUAUGGGCAAUUGAGCUAAUUCACUUGGUGGUUUUAAUAUGGAUCCGUCCCUUUAUGGAUAAAAGAACAAACGUUUUUAAUAUUAUCAUUAGUAUAAUGAAUUUUAUCAACGCAUUGUUUUUUAUGUUUUUUUCCGAUGUUUUUGGACAACCUAGUGUGGUUUCCUCAAUGAUGGCCGUGGUUUAUUUCAUAUUGAAUGCAGUAUUUGCUUUAUUCUUGUUGUUAUUUACUAUUAUCACCUGUAUUCUUGCCUUGUUGCGUGAUAAUCCCGACUCACAAUAUCAACCAAUGAGGGAUGAUCGAGUAUCGUUUUUGAAUCGUCAGGCAUCCAGGUCUGAUGUUAUUGGUAAGAAUAAUCCACGUAAUGGAAAAGACCUGGAAUUGGCUGAUCUAGGAAAAACUGCAAUGAUGGGUCAUGAAAACAGAGCACGCGAAGGAGAUACUGCCUAUCAAGACUCUAAUUCGUACGAUGAGGAUUCCUUGUAUUUUAGACGGCGUGCUGAAAAUGAGCAAGAAGGUUAUUCUAAUACAUAUGGACCACGGAAUUAA
Messenger RNA from Candida albicans SC5314, 2157 nucleotides. It is a transcript of the gene FLC3, whose product is annotated as Flc3p. The record is from RefSeq and is a predicted model, not a curated record. Gene Ontology annotation, biological process: fungal-type cell wall biogenesis; transmembrane transport. Lineage: Eukaryota; Fungi; Ascomycota; Pichiomycetes; Serinales; Debaryomycetaceae. The transcript has a single exon. The coding region runs from base 1 to 2157 and encodes 718 amino acids.